This is a messenger RNA of Orycteropus afer afer, 885 nucleotides long. It is a transcript of the gene CUNH7orf57, whose product is annotated as chromosome unknown C7orf57 homolog. Lineage: Eukaryota; Metazoa; Chordata; Mammalia; Tubulidentata; Orycteropodidae. The record is from RefSeq and is a predicted model, not a curated record.
AUGAGAAACACGAGCAAGGAGCUGCACGGGGCAAUGAACCGUUAUGCGCCCUGCGAUUGGUAUUACCAUCUUCCAGUGAAGCGGUCAGAGAAGGCUGUGGAUGUCCCACCAGCAUCUCAGAUCCCAGGGCUUAGUGAUCUUGGGGGCACACAAAAUGGGAAUGCAUUUGGGACUCGUAGAUACUGGAUCAAAGAAACAGACUCAGAAUACAUCAAGCUCGCAAAACAAGGUGGCAGACCUGAUCUGCUGAAGCACUUUGGCCCCGGAACCCAGAAGGGCUCCCCAGUGGCAUAUUCAAUGCCAGACUGGUAUAUCCACCACAGCAAACCCCCAACAGCCAACCAGAGAGAAGUCCCUGUUAUUUCUAUGCCGGAUUACAUGGUAUAUGAAGAAUUUAACCCUGAUCAGGCCAAUGGGAACUAUGAGUCCAGAAGAGGGCCCUUUGACUUUGACAUGAAAACAGUUUGGCAGAGGGAGGCUGAGGAACUUGAAAAGAAGAAAAAGGUUAGGCUGCCAGCUAUUAACUCAAAGCAUCCAAGCAAAGUGGAAACUCUUGUCAGCUCCAAAGAGACUUCCAGGAAUAGACUCUCCUUUCCUCCAGUGCCUGGUCAAAAAACCAGUUCACCAACAAACUUUUCCAAACUUAUUAGCAAUGGUUAUAAAGAUGAGUGGUUACAGCAGCAAGUAGAUUCAGAGAAGAGAACCCUGCAGACAUCGAGAAUGUCUGUGUCAUCUCAGUCCAUGGAGGAUCCCAAAGGACAUCAAGACACAGAGAUGCUUCCAGACCCAGAGGUUCCUGAGGGCUCUCAGAAAGCUGAAGGUGAACUUCAAUCAGCAGCCUAUUUUCUCUCUGAGGUUUUGGUUAAUUGUGAUGGCAGCAAAUGA